This is a messenger RNA of Harmonia axyridis, 1605 nucleotides long. RefSeq names its product TBC1 domain family member 19. The transcript has 9 exons. Lineage: Eukaryota; Metazoa; Arthropoda; Insecta; Coleoptera; Coccinellidae. The record is from RefSeq and is a predicted model, not a curated record. Bases 16 to 1572 code for a protein of 518 amino acids.
CAUUUCCUGGUGAAAAUGGAAGAAUCUAAGGAAAAUAGCAUACACCAUAUGACUGAAAAGAUUUGUGAAGAAAUGAAAAAUGCUCCUUUUUAUCCAGAAUUUUAUAGUAAUCUUCAGAAAUUGGUAGCCUCGCCUACUGUUAAGUACGAAAAUUUCAAGGAAACUCUACUGAAGUCGAUGAAAAUGAACGGUCUCGAAUCGGAGAUUAAAAACAACAUCUACCACUGGCUGAAGUACAAGAAGAGGGAGGUACUAUCCCCCUAUGAUGCCUUUUUUAGGAAAUCACAGAUCCACUGGGACCGCAGGAUUCACAAGUCCUUAAACUCUAUGAGUAAUGAACUGGGUAUAAGUCUGGUGAAAUUGAGGACCCAGACUGACAUGGACGAACUCUUGAAUAAGUGGAACGAAUUGAGUAACUACGAGGUGAAUAUUUCGAAAUACAGGCCUGUAUAUGCCCCGAAAGAUUUUCUAGAGGUUCUGCUGAAUUUGAAAGGUCCAGUUUCAAAUACAUUUGAGACAUUAGAGGAGUAUUGGGAAUUUGCUCAGAUUCCAUUGAAUGUGAAAAACUUGGAGGAAUUGAGAAAUGUUUUUGUUGAGUUGGCCAGAGGGGAUCCCAUUUUAGGGGUGAACUUCCCUCUGAAUUCUAUCAGCAACUACGCGUCUUUCGAAAUGGAGAGGAUCCUGAUAGGAGAGAAGGUUCUGGAGAAAAACUACGCCCCUGUUGCUCAAGAGUACCUGAAAAAAGGGUGCCCCCGAUGCCUGAGGGAUAAAAUUUGGGCACUCAUUUUGGGUUCCGAAGUGAAGCAACCUCAAAAAGAAUAUUUUCAAAAAUUGAAGGAUCACGUGUUGGAAUACGACCUGAUGAUCGAUAAACUGAUCAUAAAGGACAUCAAUUUGACUGCCUCCAAUGAUGAUCAAUAUUUCGUUUUUGAGGACGUCCUUUAUCAGGUUAUGUUAUGCUUCUCGCGAGAUGGCGAAAUACUCAAAGACCUUCCUACACAACCAGGUUUCAUGCAAGUCGUGAUCAAAGGGAGACAAAACACUGCCGAGAACACGUUGAUUUUUCCACCGAGUGGAGUCAUCCCAUUUCACGGUUUCACCAUGUACGCUGCUCCAUUCUGCUACCUCUACGAGGACCCCGUACAACUCUACUUCACGUUUCGAGCCUUCUACUUGAGGUUUUGGCAUCGUCUUCACAGGGUUUGCGGUCAUCCCCAAGGAAUAGUAUCCUUGUGUCUUCAGUUUGAAAGGAUGCUGCAAUGCUACGAACCCAAUCUAUGGCAUCAUUUCAAGAAAUGCCACAUUCAUCCUUUGAGGAUCGUCAUUAAAUGGAUUAUGAGGGCUUUCAGUGGACAUUUGAACCCUGAACAACUCCUGACUUUAUGGGACAUAAUACUGGCUUACGACUCCAUGGAAAUUAUACCCAUGCUGGCUGUUGUUAUAUUGAUUUUUCGCAAGGAGAAUCUUUAUAAAGUCACGACAUUGCAGAAUUUGGAGGCUGUUUUAGCUGAUCUGUCCUCGAUUGCAGUUAUACCAUUGCUACAAAUCGCGUUUUCGAAAGAAUAUCAAUGAGUUGUAUAAAUAAAGAUUAUUUUACGACUCUUA